AUGGCAAGCAAAACUUAUACAAAUUUCGCCGUGACGCGGCCGCGAGAAUGGGUGGCGCAUGUGGAGAUCAACCGGCCUACCAAGCGCAAUGCAUUCCUCGAGGAAAUGCGGUUUGAACUACGGGACAUCUUCGACAGUCUCUCGGCCGACCCCUCCGUCCGGGCAAUCGUAUUCUCAGGCGCAGGCGACAAGGCCUUCAGCGCCGGCCUCGAUGUCGUCUCGGCAAACAAGGAGGGAACGAUGUUUAAUCCCCGACCAGAGGAUACAGUUGAUGCAGGCCGACACGCUGUCGCGGUGAGGCGGUGGGCGCUGGAUUUCCAGGACUGCGUGUCGAGUAUUGAGCGGUGUGAGAAGCCGGUUAUUUGUGUCCUGCAUGGCUAUGCAUUUGGCAUCGCGGUUGAUAUUGCGUGCUGUGCUGAUAUCCGCAUCGCUGCGCAGGACGCCGUGUUUAGUGUGAAGGAGGUGGACCUGGGAAUCGCUGCGGAUCUGGGUAGUUUGACGCGUCUGCCGAAGAUCGUGCGGUCGUAUGGCUGGGUGAAGGAGGUAAGUUUGACAGCUAGGACGUUUGAUGCUGCAGAGGCUUUGGAGGAGAGAUUCGUCAAUAAGGUCCUCCCUACCAAGGCCAAGGCGCUGGAGGAGGGCUUGAACCUGGCGUCUUUGAUCAGUGAGAAGAGUCCCAUUGCGGUGCAGGGGACGAAGAACUUUUUGGACUUCAGUAGGGACCACACUGUUGAAGACGGCCUCAAGUAUACUGCUGUCUGGAACGGCGCAGCGCUGCAGACGAAGGAUAUCCCGAUCUCUUUCCAGGCACUUCUUGGAAAGAAGCGACCAACAUAUGAGAAGCUGUAA
Messenger RNA from Aspergillus puulaauensis, 849 nucleotides. RefSeq lists its product as uncharacterized. The transcript is spliced from 4 exons. The record is from RefSeq and is a predicted model, not a curated record. Lineage: Eukaryota; Fungi; Ascomycota; Eurotiomycetes; Eurotiales; Aspergillaceae. Gene Ontology annotation, cellular component: mitochondrion. Gene Ontology annotation, molecular function: delta(3,5)-delta(2,4)-dienoyl-CoA isomerase activity. Bases 1 to 849 code for a protein of 282 amino acids.